Phlebotomus argentipes is the source of this 1107-nucleotide messenger RNA. Its product is annotated as alpha-tocopherol transfer protein-like. Gene Ontology annotation, molecular function: phosphatidylinositol bisphosphate binding. Gene Ontology annotation, cellular component: membrane. The record is from RefSeq and is a predicted model, not a curated record. The transcript has 4 exons. Bases 1 to 1002 code for a protein of 333 amino acids. Lineage: Eukaryota; Metazoa; Arthropoda; Insecta; Diptera; Psychodidae.
AUGUUCACUCACCUGUUCCGUGUCGCGAUCGCUGGUGAUCGUCUGACAGUGUGCAAGAAUAUCUCACGGCGAUCGCAUAGAGUUAACAAUUUUUCUGUGGCUGUGACAAAGGGAAAUCGACAGGAGAUGCAGGAAAAUCGGUUGAAACCGAUGAAGGGCCGAGCCGAUGUGUACGGGAUGUAUUUCGACGUUCCCUUCUCGCGCUUUGAGCUCGAGUGCAUCGAUCAACUCAGGAGAUUGGUGAAAACCUAUCCUCUCUUGCUAAUUCGGCAAGACAACAACUUCCUGGCGCGCUUCCUCAACUGGAGCGAGUGGAAUGUGGACAAAGCCUUCGAGAAGCUGUUGACUUUCUACAAGUUUCGCAAAGAUAAUUACAAAUACUGCCCCUUUGCGCCGCUUUCCGACUAUGAGAAUUUCAUUAAGAGCAAUUGCUUGGUAAUGCUGGACCAGAGAGAUCGCAACGGACGCAGAGUUUACAUCUGCCGUAUUGCCCGAUACUUAAUGGCGAGGAGCAUUUACGAGGUCUCACAUUUGGAUGACAUGUGGUUCGAGUGUGUUCUUGAUGAGCCUGAAACACAGAAGAACGGCGUAUCUGUUAUUAUGGACGUGAAAGGAAUGUCUCUCAGUCUCCUCAAGUGGCUCACACCGAAGCACUCUAGUGUCAUGACGAGAAAGGCCGACGUGGCUCCCUUGGCGAUUUACUACCACGUGGUCAAUUCGUCAGGACUCAUGAAGGUGAUCAUGCCCGUGAUCUUCCAGUUCAUGUCGCCUGAGACACGCGAUCGCGUGUUCUUCCACUACGACAACUGGCCGUCGCUACACAAGUACAUUGCGCCCGAAAUACUGCCCUCGGAAUAUGGGGGCUCUCUGGAGCUGGACUACGAGAAUCUCCGCAAGCUCCUGUAUGACCGCGAGGACUUCCUGCUUGAGUACAUGACGCACGGCUUUGCGGAUCCCGAGCCGGAGAAUUGGGAUCAUCAACUCCUCGAUGUGACCCGAUAGCACGGUGCAAUUUAUCUGUCAUCAGCCGCUCAUUCCCCAGCUCCCCUUCACCCAGGCUCGUGGAUAGAAUCUCUCUAUGGUGCCAUGCGCUUGCGCCAUGGUAGU